GAAUCUAGAGUUACCCGCGCCUCACGCCUUGAUAUCACCACUUUAAGCUUCAAGCCCUGUUACGACGCCACGCCAACUUCUCAUAUCCCUCCUGUCUGUCCAGGACAGCGACAGUUAUACAUACUCCCAGUCGGUUACAAACGUCUCGCCCAUCGUUCUAUGUCAUCUGGAACUCCUUCCGAAGUCUCCGAUCUAUCUAUCAGUGAUACCGAGUCUUUCGCGGACAUACACGACAUGUCGUCCCCUACAUCGCCCGCGCCGGAAGGUGCAGGACCUUCUCUGGCGACCGAGACUGGUGGUUCUGUACCUUUCGUCGAUCGAGAUUCUCCCGAUGAAACCAAGCAUCCCAAGUACUAUUUCGAUGAUGGUUCAAUCGUGGUUCUGGUCGGAAAAUUCAAGUACCGCCUCCACCGGUACUUGUUCUCCAGAGACUCGCCCUAUUUCGCGAACAUCUUUGCCCAUUGCGUGCCCUCCGAGCCUCUCAAUCUGGCUGACAAGAGAUCCUCCGAUUUCGACGCUUUCCUGUCUGUGCUCUACUCGACGUGCUAUCGCCCGCCCGAUAUCGCUUCUGUAGAUGAAUGGUCUGCUGUUCUGCGCCUCUCCACCGAGUGGUCAUUCGACAGCAUUUGCAACCUCGCCAUUGAACGUCUCGAGCCGAUCGCUAGCCCCAUUGAGAAGAUCAUUCUGAGCCAUUCACACUCCAUUCUCAACUGGCUCCCAGCAGCAUACGUCUCGCUGUGUCAGCGUCCCCACCCACUUACGGCUGCCGAAAUCAGAGCUAUUGAGGCGGAAGACGUCGAAGUGGUGGUGUCGGUCCGGGAGACUAUGCUUCGUGCUGGGCUACCGUUAGAGGUGAGCGAAAUUAUUGCCCUCGUCGCCAAAUCAAUCAAGUCUGCCACGAAGGCGGCGACCUUCACACCUCCCGAUCCUAUCCCGGAGGUCACAAACAUGGCAGCUUUUCCACGUUCCAUUCCAGCGACCACAAAGACAGACAUUUCCUCACGUGCUGAUCCUAUUCCACCUUCCAAUCUUAUCCCAGAGGUCAAUGACACGGCGGAAUUGACAUUGGCCGAGCCCGGGACUGAGGCCGCGAAGGUUCAGAAGCUCUACUUCGAGAUCCAUCGUCAAUUCGACUCUUCCAGUCUUCUCCUUCUUGCCUCUGCAGACGGCACGCGAAAUAUCGCCUCUAGGACACUAGCACACAUUCUGUCCUCGUUAGUUCAUACAGAAGUCGCACCCCUCCUCGAGAAGAUGACACCAGAUAACAUCGGCCCCAUCGCACGCGAAAUCGCCCAGUGGAUCGACCUUACAACGCGGGGUAAUGACUGUGUGACUCUCCAGCAGAUUAUUGACCUGGUCUACGACAAGGCAACAAGUGAUCAGGAAUCCGCACGAGUAUGCAGUCUACUAUGCCGACAACUUACAGGCAAGAUCCCGGCAAAGUUCCGACGUCCUGGGGACAGAGACUACGAGGGGGGACCCGUGUUCCGUAACUAUCUCCUUAAUAAAUGCCUCAGAGAAGCCGAGAGCAUUCGCUCGAAGAUAGACUCGGCGACACAGGGCCCGGAAGAAUCAGGUGCCACAGAAAUACUAAGCGGCGACGAGGAAGACGCGCUUUCCAUCGCACAUCAAUGUGGAUAUGCCGCAGUCCACUUCAUUGGCGAACUUGUGGUAGUAGGAGUCUUGGCCAACGACGAUGCCUUCCACUGUCUCAACAGCAUAGUUACCGAAUAUGAGAUCGAAUAUAAAGCCCCUAGCGACCAGCAGGCUCGAUUCGUCUGCGCGUUUUUGUUGACGGUCGGGCCGCACCUUCACCGCGCCAACGACAACGUGAAUAAGCGCAUGAAUCCGUACAUCACUUUCGUCAAGAGAGUCGAUUUUGCGAGCCGUAGUGCACGGACGGCCGCUUUGGUGGAGAAAUUCUCGCAGAUGCAACGUGAUGGCUGGCCUGCAGCAGCAUAGUAUAGAGCGCAAUACAGUCUUUGAAGCAAUUCGAGGAUCUUGGAAACAAAUCACGACCAAUUUACCAGCUAAACGUUGUAUAUUGAUACGCGAAUACACGGCACAUUUUAUUCCCC
Molecule: messenger RNA, 2078 nt
Organism: Phanerochaete carnosa HHB-10118-sp
Lineage: Eukaryota; Fungi; Basidiomycota; Agaricomycetes; Polyporales; Phanerochaetaceae
Exons: 5
Coding region: 1252-1962 (236 amino acids)
Cellular component (GO): eukaryotic translation initiation factor 4F complex
Molecular function (GO): translation initiation factor activity; mRNA binding; protein binding
Source: RefSeq, a predicted model, not a curated record